ACAACGUCGGCAAUCGUGGGUACGUCCGUCUGUCAAAAAUGAUAUUUCCCGUGUUUUUAAGCGUUGAAACUUGACAAUCUGAGGAAUUAUUAGUGAAAAUAUGCGAGACAUUUCGGGAAUUGACGCAUCGUUGUGCAAACUAACGAAAAAAUAACCUACAGUGCCGUUAUUUCUGGGAGACUUCAACAAGCAGUCAGGUAGAUAACCUCUGACGACUGCUUGUGUGUUAAUUAUAAAAAUAAUUAAAUAGAAUAUCACUAAAUAAACAAAAUGAUACGGUCAGAUAUACAUUGAAAUUAGUUUCUAUAAUAGUGUAGUGUCAGUUUGUGAGUUUUUAGUGAAGAAAAUAGUUGUGUAAAGGUAGUGAUGAUGGAUUGGAAACUAUGGAUUGCACUGCUUUCUUUUGCAUGGAUUCUAGCGCACGUCAAUUGUCAACUGCUACAAGCUCCACCCUCCAUGUACAUCGACAGGACUUGGCAGAUUCCCGACAACGAACCCGUUGGAAGCAAGAUAGCCCAAGCCCACGGCGAAAUUAUCGAAGGAUAUAACUAUACCUAUGGUUUAGAACCUAUUCACUUCUAUGGCAUGAAGGACAAUCCGGAACCAUUGCCGUUUAGGAUUGAUCCGAACAGCGGGAUGGUAUACCUGAACCAAUCAUUGGCAGGAAAAGGUGGCAAGGACCUCCAUCUCUACGUCACCAUGUCCAACGGCGCCCUCGCCACCAAAACCGAGGUCUACGUCAACAUCCUCAACUCCUCCUCACCAUACAAACCUCCCGUUAACAGACCUCCCUUCCCCAACUCCGGAGUGUUCAGUCCGUUUGGAGGUUUCAAUCCACGGCCUCAAAACACUCCACCAGGCAAACCAUCCAACAUGCCUCCUGACGAUUUGCCUUACUACAACAACCCUCCGGCUCACAUAGCGAACAAUCCACCACCAAUGCCGACUAGGCCCAGGUUCCAGGAGAAAACAUAUCCUGAUAGACCGAAGAAGCCUGGAAGGAACCAGACGUUGGACGGGAAUGGUGUCGAUGGGUCCAGCAAUAAUUUGUACGAGACUACGUCAAAGGAAGCUGAUAAGGAUAAGAAAAAAGAUGAAAAGGUUUCAGAAGAAGAAACCAACGCAAAUAGUCUGGACCCCACAGAUUCUCCUGUAAAGUCACCAGAACUAGGAGGAGCCUUGAUACCAAUUCUAGCUGUAUGCGCAAUAUUUUUCACGAUUGGUGUUGUAGCAGUUGUCUUUAGAAAGAGAAUCAAUUUAGGAAAGUCAGAUGAGAAAAAAGAUGACAUGAGAAAGGAAUCUACGGGGACCAUAUCCGUGAGUGAAGAACCAAGCAUCCAUUUGCAUGAUUGGAGAGGGCCUCGAGCCUUGAGUAACAGAUAUGAAAUGUGUCAAGGCGAAGAACAUCAUCAGUUAUCUUCGGAAGCUUCAUUUCCAGUGAAAAAUACUGAUCCGUGGGAGUUUCCUAGGCACAGAUUAAAGUUUUUUAAUAUUCUGGGAGAAGGUGCAUUUGGGCAAGUGUGGAAAUGCGAAGCCAUGGAUCUACAUGGCAAAGACGCCGGUCCCACAAUCGUCGCCGUCAAAACCCUGAAAGAGAACGCCAACGAGAAGGAGAAAUCCGACCUCCUGUCCGAGCUCCAGGUGAUGAAAAUGCUUGAACCGCACCCGAACGUGGUGAAAUUGCUCGGUUGCUGCACGGACAAGGAGCCCGUCUUCCUUAUUAUGGAGUACAUAACGCGGGGCAAGCUGCAGAGCUACCUGAGGAACUCGAGGGCGGAGCGCUAUUACAAUAAUAUGCACGGCAAGAGCAAGUCGCUCACUUCGAGGGACCUCACGUCGUUCUGCUACCAGGUGGCGCGGGGGAUGGAAUUCCUGUCGGCGAACGGGAUAAUCCACCGGGAUCUGGCAGCCAGGAACAUUCUCAUCACGGACGAGCACGCGUGCAAGGUCGCCGACUUCGGUUUUGCACGUGACGUAAUCGCCUCGCACGUCUACGAAAGAAAAAGCGAAGGUCGUUUACCAAUUCGAUGGAUGUCACCGGAAUCUCUGUACGACAAUAUAUUCUCGGUGAAGUCCGAUGUAUGGAGUUUUGGAAUUCUCAUCUGGGAAGUGGUAACUUUAGGAAGCACGCCAUAUCCCGGAAUAUCAGCGGCGGACGUAAUGAAAAAGGUCCGCGAUGGAUAUCGGCUGGACAAACCCGAACACUGCCGCAGGGAACUCUACAAUAUCAUGUAUUACUGUUGGGACAAGGACCCGAAAAAGAGGCCUUCCUUCACCGAGCUGGUAGAGCUGUUGGAGAAACUGAUAAUGACAGAGACUGAUUAUAUCGAAUUGGAGAGGUUCCCCGAUCAUUCCUACUACAAUAUGAUGAGCCUCAGCGGAGAGAAGCUUUGACACAGAGUGUCGCUAGUGUAGGUUACUAGAUAAAAAGCGUAAAAAAAUCUAGAUCACAAUAUACUUAUGUGAGUAAAUAGAGAACCAAAAAACUGUCGUAAACAUAUCCACGACAUGCCACUAGGUAUAUUAUUUCUUUGUUGCACUCGCGGUACUGCUGCUCUAUCUAUAUUUGGUCGGCAACUAAGGACUACGCGCCGAAUUUGAAAAUAUGAAUUUUAAAAAUCAAUAAGAACUAUAAAUUAAGAAACAUAAAAUUAACUUAUAACCGAACACACUUGCAUCCUUUGUAAUGUAAAAGUGUUAAUCUUCAUUCAGAACCUGGCAAUUAGUAGAAUAAAUUAGUGGUUUCCAUUAGCGUAGAAGUUUGUUCCUUUAAUU
Messenger RNA from Sitophilus oryzae (rice weevil), 2775 nucleotides. RefSeq names its product tyrosine kinase receptor Cad96Ca (gene Cad96Ca). Gene Ontology annotation, molecular function: transmembrane receptor protein tyrosine kinase activity; ATP binding. The coding region runs from base 367 to 2394 and encodes 675 amino acids. Gene Ontology annotation, cellular component: signaling receptor complex. Lineage: Eukaryota; Metazoa; Arthropoda; Insecta; Coleoptera; Curculionidae. The record is from RefSeq and is a predicted model, not a curated record. Gene Ontology annotation, biological process: positive regulation of kinase activity; protein phosphorylation; cell surface receptor protein tyrosine kinase signaling pathway. The transcript has 10 exons.